This is a messenger RNA of Penicillium canariense, 1938 nucleotides long. Its product is annotated as calponin homology domain protein. The record is from RefSeq and is a predicted model, not a curated record. Gene Ontology annotation, molecular function: protein binding. Lineage: Eukaryota; Fungi; Ascomycota; Eurotiomycetes; Eurotiales; Aspergillaceae. The coding region runs from base 1 to 1938 and encodes 645 amino acids. The transcript is spliced from 2 exons.
AUGGCUUCCGUCACUUCACUGGACAAAGACCUGCGCAACAUGCGGCUGUCCCGCUAUACCCCGCAGGCAGCCGCGGAAGUGCGCGACUGGAUCGAGGAGGUUCUACGGGAGAAACUCCCGUCCGGCGAUCUGCUAGAUGGGUUGAGAGACGGUGUGGCUCUGUGCAAGCUGGUCAAUUUGGCCGUGCCACCAGGCGUGAAAUAUAAGCAGUCGACGAUGCCAUUCGUACAGAUGGAGAACAUCUCGCAUUUCCUUCGCGCAUGCCAACUGGCACCUCUGAAUCUUCCUCCUCACGACGUUUUCCUUACGGUGGAUCUGUACGAAUCCAAGGACCCAGCGCAAGUCCUCCAGUGUAUAGCAGCAUUCAGCCGACGAGCAAAUGCUCUCGAGCCCGGCAAGUUCCCUCGUCCAGUUGGUCCACAGAGCAAGCGCGCAGUGGUGAGUCCGAAUGCAACCGGUUCGUCGGGCACUGGCUCCUUUACUAGAAAUGGUCGGGCUUCGAGCAACGCCAGCGAUGCCAACCCCCGUUCCGGGAGCCCCACAAAGCCAUCAGGGUCAUAUAGCUCAUGGAGCAAAAGAGGAGAUGAGGGAGCGACCUCGCCGGCUUGGAACAUCCACCAAUAUGGCUACAUGGGUGGAGCUAGUCAGGGCAAUCAAGGCAUUGCAUUCGGUGCUCGGCGACAGAUCACCACUCCAGGCCCAGCUGUGCCUAGUAUGGCAGAGAAAGUGAAACGUAGACGUGAGGAGGAAGACAGGAUUCGCCAGGAGAACGCGGAUAGAGAGGAAGCCGCACGGAUCCGUCAGCAAGAGCAAGAGGAAGCAGAGGCCCGGGCCAAGGCCGAGGAGGAACGUCGGUGGGAAGAGGAGACCGCUCGCUUGAGGGAAAAGGAACGCCAGGAGAUGGAAGCUGAAAAGAAGCAAUGGGAAGCGGAGAAGCGCCAGUGGGAGGAGGAGGAGCAGCGCCGCGUUGCAGAAGAGACACAAGUCGAAGAACGUUUGGAGCAAGAGCGACAGCGUCGACGGGGCGCCAACGAUGCCCGUCUCAAUGGCCAAUUCCUCAGUCAGUACCAGGCCGACCAGUCUCCUCGCAACGUCAGUGCCAGCAGCGGGGCUGGCUUACCCCAGGAGACCCAAGAAAGCCGCCGCAUCAAGGAGCUUGAGCGCGAGUUGGAAUUGGCCAAAGAGCGAGAGCACCAGUAUCAGAGCGAGCGGCAGAGUGUUCAGACUCCGAGUGGCGAUGAGACUCAGUCUCGCAGCCGCAGCCGUCAACGUCCUAUACCCGUGCCUCCCAAGCCCAGCUACGAUCUCACCUCUCUUGAACAGGAACGCCGGAUGCUUCGCGGAGAGUGGCAGAAACACCAGGACAUGCCAGCAGCCUCCGAGGAAGCCGAGGCAGCGGAAGAGCAGGCGCGCCCUCCACCUCCUCGUCCGCUACCAGAGCCUGUCCCCUCUUCGAAGCCCGUAGUCCCACCUCGCGACCUUCCUCCAGCUCCACGUCCCUUGCCGGACCCGGUGGCUUACUCUGCAAACCAUGGCCGUGAGAGCCGCGUCGACCGCUUCCUCUCAUCCAACACACCACCGCAGGCCCCUGCCCCAUCUACACACCGACCGCAAGACUACAGCACCACCUCCGAAGUCGACGCCGAAAAUAGCCGCCGUAUUGCCUCUCAGCAGAAGACUCGCGCUGGUGGAUGGGCAUCCAAAUCACUCCUGGAGCGGGAGAUGGAGCGGGAACGGGAACGCCAGCGCGAGUGGGAAGAGAACCAGAAACAAACCGAAAGUGCCGCGCGUGAUGCCUCCAUGGGCUCGGGGCCAGGCCAGAGCUGGGAUGUUCACCAAUAUGGCUACAUGGGUGGCGACAACCAGAACCGCGGCGGAACAGGCCUGGGCGUUGGAGGCGCCAGGCGCCAGAUCAUUGGCCCUCGUCCUCCGCCCUAA